Molecule: messenger RNA, 2043 nt
Organism: Carya illinoinensis
Lineage: Eukaryota; Viridiplantae; Streptophyta; Magnoliopsida; Fagales; Juglandaceae
Product: phytosulfokine receptor 1-like
Exons: 1
Coding region: 1-2043 (680 amino acids)
Molecular function (GO): receptor serine/threonine kinase binding
Source: RefSeq, a predicted model, not a curated record
AUGGGCUUUCGUCAUUUCUUUUUGUCCUUCCUUUUAUCGGCCUUCUUCCUUUCCGAGGUUUCGAUCUCAAGCUCCAGUAGCCUAGCAUGCAAUUCAAACGACCUGAAAGCCUUGACUCGUUUAUCCAAUUGCUUAGAAUCAGUGAUUGCUGGGUGGAAUAGCGUGGCCUCUCCUGACUGCUGCAAUUGGACUGGUGUCACUUGUGAUAGUUCCACUGUUUCUGGCAGACGAGUAGUUGGCUUGGAACUUGGUAGCAGAAAACUCAAGGGGAAGAUCUGUGAAUCCUUGGCAGACCUUGAUCAGUUGAGAUUUCUAAACCUCUCUCAUAAUUUUCUAAGCGGUUCACUUCCUGAUGAUUUGUUUAGACUGCAAAACUUAGAGAUCAUAGACAUAAGCUCUAAUGAUUUUGUUGGUCCUAUCAACGGAGGCAUGUGUGCAUUAUCUUCUUCAAUUCGAGUGCUUAACUUCUCUGACAACCAUUUUACUGGGGGAAUUCCAAAAGAUUUGGCAAACUGUACCUCUCUUCAUCAUCUCUCCUUUCAUGGGAAUUAUUUAUCAGGAAGUUUGCCUGAUGGUGUCUUCCAGCUGCAAAAUCUUCGUGAACUGCAUAUUCAGGAUAAUAGGUUAUCCGGACCGCUGAAGAAUGGAGUUGCUAACCUUUCCAACCUUGAGAAACUGGAUAUUUCCUCUAAUUUGUUUUCUGGAAUUCUUCCGGAUGCUUUUGGGAACCUUACAAGACUUGAGCAGUUUUCGGCCUCCUCAAAUCAAUUCAUGGGUCGUUUGCCUAUUUCGGUUGUGAACUCGCCAUCACUUCAAAUGCUCAUCUUGAACAACAACUCUCUGAGUGGUCCAAUCAAUCUCAAUUGUUCUGCAAUGAAAAACCUCGUCUCCCUACGUCUUGGUUCUAAUCUAUUCAGCGGUCCAAUUCCUGAUGGUCUAUCCUUCUGCCGUAGAUUGACUGCGCUUAUGCUUGGCCACAACAAUCUAAAAGGUGAACUUCCCAUUAAUUUCAAGAAUCUCGAGGCCCUAGCACAUCUCUCUCUCUCAAACAACAGUCUUGAAAAUAUAUCAUCAGCUCUUGAGAUUCUGCAACACUGCAAGAACCUAAGUAUGCUGUCCCUUACGUUUAACUUCUAUGACGAAGAAGUGCCUGAUAGUGGGAAUCUGCAAUUCCAGAACCUCAGGGGUCUAUUUCUUGCCAAAUGUAGACUCAGAGGUUCAAUCCCACAAUGGUUGAGAAGUUGCACUAAGCUGCGGCUCUUGGAUUUAUCGUGCAAUCGUUUGGGUGGAAGCAUUCCAUCCUGGUUUGGAAAGUUUAAAUCUCUGUUUUAUUUGGAUUUGUCAGAGAACUCUUUCAAUGGGGAGAUACCAACGAGCUUGACACAAAUACAGAGCCUCAGAAGCGGGAACGUGUCAUCAGAAGAGCCUUUCACGAUUCUUCAGCUUUGCCACAAUCAUGGACAAGGUGGGCCAAGUUUGAUCUAUAAGCAGAUUUCAGCCCUUCGACCAACUUUAGACCUGAGCUACAACAUGCUCGAGGGACCAAUCUGCCCAUGUUUUGGAGAUCUGAAGAAGCUGCAUGUUUUGAAGCUGGAAAAGAAUAAUCUAUCGGGAAGUAUUCCAGGGAGUUUAUACACAAUGAGAAACUUGGAGAUUUUGGAUUUGUCUCAUAAUAAACUGUCAGGAGAAAUACCUUAUUCUCUAUUAAAACUUAGCUUUCUGUCGAGUUUUGACAUAUCACAUAAUCAGCUGUGUGGGGAAGUCCCAAAAGGAGGUCAGUUCGAUACAUUCCCAGAUAGAAGCUUUGACGAAAACAACGGUCUGUGUCGUGGGGGCUGUACUUGUGAAUCUGAAAAAACUCCCACUCAUUCUUCGAGAGAGAAAAAGAUGACAAUCUUUGGCUGGCAGUUUGGAGUCGGAGCUGCAAGUGGUUUUGUUCUAACUGUCACCUGUUGCUACAUGUCCGGAUGGAUGAUUCCGAUGCCGCGAAAAAGAAAGAAGGCAGCAACUAGAAUUAUAUAUCAUGAGGCGUAUUCCAGUUAG